CGUUAACGGUUAGCGUGUUUAUCGGAAAUCGCGACGCGCUUUGGUCUCACUGAACCGUGACAGGCGUCUCUCCAACAUUAAGCUUCAACUCUCAUCAUCUGCUCUCUUUAGUGGCCUUAUAACUCGUCAUUGGAAUAUGCCCGUAGAACGUACAGCGAAACGUCUCUUACGACAGACUACUCUCACAGGGCUUGCAGCUCCAGAACCAUCAUCCUCGGCUUCCUCGAAGUCAAAAACAAAGUCAAAGUCGAAAUCGAAAUCGAAAUCUGACCGUGUUUACACGGACGCAGUCCUCACAAUAAAGCCAGAAUUUAUGGAGCUUAUUGCAAAAAGAGAAAAGAACCACGAGUAUCGGAAGUAUGAGCUGAGAGACACAGUAGAGAGGAUAUGGCUAUACGAGAUUGCGCCUGUAUCUGCAAUAACACAUGUCAUCACCACCUCACGUCCAAAGAAACCAGGAGAGGUUAAUGAUCCCUCGGGCGUGGGCAAUGAUGAUUUUGACAACGGCCUGAAACAAUCGAAGUAUGGCUAUCCGGUGCUAGGCCUGCACAAGUUAAACCCUCCUCUGGGACCCAGUGAUCUGAAGGCACGUUUCAAAAUCGCACCCCCGCAAGGGUAUUACUACGCAACAAAGAAAUUGGUCGAGGAGGUGAAGCUCGAGGAUAUGGAGAAGUUAUUCUGACAAUCAUGUCUCCGCAUGCGAGACAUGACGAUAGGGCUGAAAUUUAUUGCAGGACAAUAACACUCUUUACAUUAGGGCAUUUAAUAUGUACACUAUAGGAUCGAUAUAUACCUGUCACAAACCGAUUCUAGGUCCUUGGAGACUGCAAAUGGAAAAGUUCUCAGCCUGUGAAAG
Somion occarium is the source of this 856-nucleotide messenger RNA. NCBI's taxonomy places the organism in Eukaryota, Fungi, Basidiomycota, Agaricomycetes, Polyporales, Cerrenaceae. The record is from the annotation of a GenBank genome assembly.